AUGACGCGCUCGGCAUCCUACUGCAUCUGUGUACCGUGCAACAUUAUGCUGUUAGUUCCAAAUAUAUCCACAUCAUCAUUGUCGUGCACACCUGGUGAGGAAGUAGCGGAGUCGGUGACCCGCUGCGGUGAGGUGGUGGAGCUCGGCUCCAGACUCCUGGGUGACGUUCACAAAGUGCAGCUGCUUCUGAACUGCGAGGCGCGGCAUGCAGCUUUCUUCGUAAUGACUGAAGAUGCCUGGAUAUCAUCCUGCUUAGAUAAUUUGACAAGCGAUGGAUCGUUACAAGCCGGUGCAUUCACAAUACAUCCGGUAUGUUGGGCCGGCGGUGGAAUAGUGCGCGGGACGGUGUGGUGCCGGGCUCCCAACGCUGGUCUCCACGUUGCACCACUUCGGGUGCUCGCCUCCACUGCUGUAGUGCGGCCGUUACAUCUGCUUGCAGAUUCGUUGUACUUUAAAAGAGAUCAUAUAACGCUUCAGGCGCAGGAUAAAGAUUACGACAUCUGCAGCGAGGAUGAUCCAGCGUGCGAGUAUUAUGUACACCUCGGGACCGGUUUCCCUCACCGUUCACUGUCGGCCACUGUUCAAAUUGUCAAUCACAGCUCAGUUUUGUAUUCAUAUUCCUGGAGCGUUCGUCCCUGGGGCGUCGGUUCUUGUUGGGAGGAAGAGAAGGCAGCGGCGGGAUCUCUGGUCUCCGACGACGCUAGUGCGCAGCUUUGUAUUGGGGCCAAAGAUGAAAAGGUAGACAACAACAGGUUAAUCAUGGACUAUUAUUGA
Achroia grisella is the source of this 774-nucleotide messenger RNA. RefSeq lists its product as uncharacterized. The record is from RefSeq and is a predicted model, not a curated record. Lineage: Eukaryota; Metazoa; Arthropoda; Insecta; Lepidoptera; Pyralidae. The coding region runs from base 1 to 774 and encodes 257 amino acids. The transcript is spliced from 5 exons.